AUGGAUCUUAGGACUCCAAUUGUUCUCGAUCAAGGCACUGGUUUUGUGAAGAUUGGGCGCGCCGGGGAAAACUUCCCGGACUAUACCUUUCCUUCGAUUGUGGGGAGGCCUAUUCUGAGAGCUGAAGAGCGUGCCAAUGUUGUUACCCCGUUGAAAGAUAUCAUGAUUGGUGACGAAGCUAGUGCUGUGCGUUCAUACCUUCAAAUCUCAUAUCCCAUGGAGAAUGGUGUAAUAAAGAACUGGUCGGAUAUGGAAUUGCUUUGGGACUAUGCGUUUUAUGACCAGAUGAAGCUUCCUUCAACUUCAGGUGGCAAGGUCAUGCUAACUGAGCCUCCGAUGAACCCAUUGAGGAAUAGAGAACAGAUGUGUGAAGUCAUGUUCGAGAAAUACGAUUUUGGUGGGGUCUACGUGGCUAUUCAAGCGGUUCUCGCUCUUUACGCACAAGGUUUGUCUUCGGGUGUUGUGGUUGACUCUGGUGAUGGUGUGACGCAUAUUGUUCCGGUCUAUGAGUCCGUGGUUUUGAACCAUCUAACGAGAAGGCUGGACGUUGCAGGAAGAGACGUCACAAGACAUUUGAUAGAUUUGCUAUCCAGAAGGGGUUAUGCUUUCAACAGAAGCGCAGACUUUGAGACUGUACGCCAAAUAAAAGAAAAGCUAAGUUAUGUGUCCUACGACUUGGACUUGGAUACCAAGCUUGCCAGAGAGACAACGACUUUGGUUGAAAACUAUGAACUUCCUGACGGAAGAGUUAUCAAGGUCGGAUCCGAAAGAUUCGAAGCCCCCGAAUGUUUAUUUCAGCCCAAUUUGGUGGAUGUCGAACAACCUGGUGUCGGGGAAAUGUUGUUCAACACAAUUCAAGCCGCAGAUGUUGAUGUGAGAAGUGCCCUAUAUAGAGCCAUCGUUUUAUCAGGUGGCUCUAGUAUGUACCCAGGCCUUCCAUCAAGACUGGAAAAAGAAUUAAAACAGCUAUGGUUCACACGAGUUCUUAGGAACGACCCAUCACGCCUGGAAAAGUUCAAGGUUAGAAUCGAAGACCCUCCCAGAAGGAAGCAUAUGGUUUUCAUUGGUGGUGCUGUUCUUGCAAACAUUAUGGCGGAUAAGGACCAUAUGUGGUUGAGUAAACAAGAAUGGCAAGAAAUGGGGCCAUCAGCAAUGUCAAAAUUCGGACCAAGAUGA
Lachancea thermotolerans CBS 6340 is the source of this 1176-nucleotide messenger RNA. RefSeq names its product actin-related protein 2 (gene ARP2). Gene Ontology annotation, molecular function: actin filament binding. The transcript has 2 exons. Gene Ontology annotation, biological process: Arp2/3 complex-mediated actin nucleation. The coding region runs from base 1 to 1176 and encodes 391 amino acids. Gene Ontology annotation, cellular component: Arp2/3 protein complex; actin cortical patch. The record is from RefSeq and is a predicted model, not a curated record. Lineage: Eukaryota; Fungi; Ascomycota; Saccharomycetes; Saccharomycetales; Saccharomycetaceae.